Molecule: messenger RNA, 3117 nt
Organism: Melopsittacus undulatus (budgerigar)
Lineage: Eukaryota; Metazoa; Chordata; Aves; Psittaciformes; Psittaculidae
Gene: GLE1
Product: GLE1 RNA export mediator
Exons: 16
Coding region: 26-2149 (707 amino acids)
Biological process (GO): poly(A)+ mRNA export from nucleus
Cellular component (GO): nuclear pore; nuclear pore cytoplasmic filaments; cytoplasm
Molecular function (GO): inositol hexakisphosphate binding; translation initiation factor binding; phospholipid binding
Source: RefSeq, a predicted model, not a curated record
CCGGCCGCACUGGAGCGGGGCCGCCAUGGAGCCGCUCGUCACUAUGGAGCCGCGGCAGCUCCGCUGGGACACGCUGGCCGCUCUGCGCGCCUCCAGCAAGGGCAGGCUGAGGUACUGCCCGCACUGGCUGCAGGAUGAGGAUAUCUUGGAAGGAUGUUUGACUCCUCUUGAGCUGUCCCCUUAUUCCGGCUGGGUCUUGGACAGAGUGACUGCACAAUCAGACCAAGAAAUGGCACCCUCUGGAAGUUCAACACCUGAAGAAUCCACUCCUGUCACAAAACGGUCAUCUCUGGAGAUCACCUCUGCUGGCAAACAGGGCCUUUCACCACUUUCGUCUACAGCACCAAGUGAAACAAAGGGAAAUGAUGACCGCAGUCUGCUGGAAACGGAUCAAGAGUUCUACCGAGCAGUUCUUCCAUCUAAAGUUACAGAAGUCGAAGGCUGUAUCCAGAUGUAUGAGGAGAUGCACAGGCUGAAAGGAAAGGAGGGGCUGAGGCAACGGCAGGAGCAGCAAGAGCAGAUGGUGAGGGCAGUGUAUGACCUGGCCAGUGAACAACUGAAGCGCUUUGAUGAACUGAAGGAGCUAAAGCAGCAUCAGGAAUUCCAAGAUUUGCAAGAAAUAAUGGAGAAGAGCUCAAAGGAGGCUCAAGGACAGCAAGAGAAGUUGAAGGAAGAACAUCGCCACAGAGCAAAGGUAUUAAACCUCAAACUGCGUGAGGCAGAGCAGCAGAGGCAGCGUCAGGAGGAGCUGGAGCGUCAGCGUAAGGAAGAGGGCCAGGAAAGAUUGCGUCGCCUUUAUUCCAUCCAGGAGGAAGUGCUGCAGCUUAACCAGCAGAUUGAUCCCAAUUACAAACACAAAGACUUGCCAAGAAUUGAUCUUUCUGCAUACAGUAAUCGUGGCAACCAGAUCUGUGGGCUGGUGUCAGGACUCAUCCGCACCACAAGUGAGAAAGGUUUCCCUACUCAAGCAGAUGUGGCCAAUACUGAACGAGCGCUGCAGGAGAUGCGAGGGUUGAUAUCCAGCAUGCAGCAAGAAAUUGCUGCAGCUGUGGAAGAAAAAAGGAGGAGAGAUGAAGAGGAAGCAAAACAAAAGCAGAAAGAGUUACUGAACAAAGGGCAGAUGAAUGCUCAGACUCCUGCCCCUGCACAGCAGGCUGGGGGAAAGCAGCAGAAGGAAGGACUUCAAGUUAAGGCAGAAGAAAGUACCAUGCAGUGGUACCAGCAGCUUCAAGAUGCUGCUGAGCAGUGUGUUGCUGCUUUCAGUGAACUCAACAACUGCAAAGACAACAGUGAGGUUAAGAAGAUAAAAACAGACUUGCAGAAAGCAGCUACGAUCCCUGUGAGCCAGAUCUCUAGAAUUGCAGGCUCUCAGCUGAGAGAGGUAUUUGACAAGAUCAAUAACCUGCUCUCUGGGAAGACUGUUCAGACUGGAGGGAGAUCUGUAUCAGUGACUCAGCAUCCACAGGGGCUGGAUUUUGUUUAUUACAAACUUGCGGGGAAAUUUGUGAGUCAAGGAGAAGAAGAAGUAUCUUCUCACCGUGACGCAGCUUUCCCAAUUGCUGUGGUGGCCUCAGGAAUCUGGGAAAUGCACCCUCGAGUUGGAGACCUCUUUUUAGCUCAUCUGCACAAAAAGUGCCCCUAUGCUGUGCCCUUUUACCCUGCAUUGAAAGAGGGGACUUCUAUGGAAGAAUAUCAGAAGAUGCUUGGAUAUCAAGUUAACGAUUCUAAGGUGGAAGAGCAAGAUCGUUUUCUUAAACGGAUGUCAGGACUGAUUUGUCUUUAUGCUGCUAUUAUUCAGGUCCAGUGGCCUCAUGGAAACAAACAAGGGCCACAUCCUCAUGGGCUAUACCACGGAUGGCGCUGGCUUGCUCAGAUGUUGAACAUGGAGCCUCUGGCAGAUGUGACAGCUACACUUCUUUAUGAUUUUCUGGAGGUUUGUGGCAAUGCUCUCAUGCAACAGUAUCAGGUUCAGUUCUGGAAAAUUAUGUUGCUUAUCCGAGACGACUAUUGCCCAAGAAUUGAAGCCAUUACCAGCUCUAGAGAGAUGGGCUCUUUGACGCGUCUCAGGCAGUUCUUGGAGGAAUGUCUCCAGAAGAAGGAGGUUCCGUUACCAAAGGGCGCUCUGCAGUCUUCCUUUUGGAGAUCAUAAAUCAGAUUAUGUUUAUUUCCCCCUGGAUGUCGGUGCUUUCAGACCUGGCUUCCUGUUUAUAAGUAAAGGCAGAAUUAUUCUGUAUACAGAGGAAUGAGGAGGAAAUAUUCCAUCAACCUUCAUCAAGACUUACUUCAUCAAAACUUGUGUUUCAUUUGUUGCAAAAAAAUUGGAAAUUCUUUGUUUUUUGGCAAGGUUUUGUAUGGCAAAUUAUGGAAAAUUGAGGAGUCUUUGUUCAUAUGUUUAAACAAGUGGAAGAUGUUUUAAGUAGAGUAUCCUGAUGACCUCUGGGCUUCAGAGAUAAAAGACCCUGAAAAUUGGCACAGUGCUGUUCUGAUGAUGGAAGUGAAAAUACCUCACAGCUUUAUGAACUCCUAACGGAGUAAUCAGCCUCAAAAUUACUGUUAGAACUUAAUUUUUGUAUUUAUUAUGUCUUGUCUUUUAUGAUUCAGUUUUGAUUAUGCUGAUGUACUUGUAUCAUGUUUGUCUUGACCACAUCCUAAAACUACAGUGAGAUUGAAGGCAUUUGGCCUGGCAGUACUGACACCUCUCUUGAAUGUAACUUCACCCCAAGAGGGAUUACUCCUGAUUUAAGAGAGGCAGACUUAUGGUUUUAAAAAGUCUGAAUGUACAAUGGUAACUUCAUGGGGGAAGAGCAGAGUUCCUGAAACAACACAAAUUCUGUGCCUGUUAUUCAUCAGGCGGAUGGAAGCUAAGAAGUGCUUUUCUUAUUUUAAAAGGUGGAGAAAUGGUGCAUUCACUCCAGCACUUAGGCUGAUGUUCUGCCAUCAUUUGUGGGGGAUGUGGCAUGCUUGGGUUCCCUAAGGUACAUUUUAUAAGGGUUCUCUAUGUAAAUUAAUUUCUUCCUUAUUAAUAAUAAUAGUAUUUUUUGUACUGUAAUACUUUUGUACCAAUAGCUCAUUGUAGAAAUGUUUGAAUUAAUAUUAAAGUUUGGUUUUUCCUUUUAA